Messenger RNA from Papilio machaon (common yellow swallowtail), 612 nucleotides. RefSeq lists its product as uncharacterized. The record is from RefSeq and is a predicted model, not a curated record. Lineage: Eukaryota; Metazoa; Arthropoda; Insecta; Lepidoptera; Papilionidae. The transcript is spliced from 4 exons. The coding region runs from base 12 to 485 and encodes 157 amino acids.
GGAGCAAGAACAUGAUACUGUGGUGGACAGCCGUGGUAUGGACGUUGCUGAUCACUUCUGGCGACGCUCUCGACUGGUACGAAGAGCCCGCGAGGCCUCUUAAUGAAGACAUCUUCUAUCAGAAUUACAAUGUGGAGGCGGGUCCGCGCGCGCUGGUUCCAGUGGAGGACGGCAACAAAGACAAGGUGGACGAGAUGGGCCGCGCUAUGCUGCUUUACAAGAUCAUGCAGAGUCUGAAGCUGAGCAGGGGUGUCGCCGGACAGUACUACAGACCGAACCCUGAUACCAUCGAUUACGUAGACGUGGACCAAACACCAAUGAACAUGGACAUCAAGGUGGCGAAGCGGAUGGCCAAGGCCGCGCAGCCCGAUGAUACGAAGAAAAUGAAGACCAGCGGACAGACACCAACUCCCACCAAGGUGAAACCAACACGGGUUCCUGUUAUGUGCUACUUCAAGCUUUGCUCCUACCGUGUCACGUGGUAAUUGACAGUCACACCUCGAUUUUCUACACAUUACUUGAGCAUACUUAAAUUAAAAAUGAUAAUAAAUUUUAACUUAGCUGGUUCUAUAACUACCACAUUAUGUAUUAAGUUAGUGUCUAUAUUAUAUA